ACAGUUCAUUUGAGUUUGUUCAUGUUUCAUCUUUGGUUCUGCCGGUUAUAUCUUCGUGUAUUCUGAAAGUGAUAUUGUUGGAGUAAGAAGUUUCUCCCAGUAAAUGAUGGGGAGUGGAUCUCAAAUUGUCCAUGAAGCAGGGACAUCUAUACCCCCGCCUAAAUCAGUAAUUCAGUCGGUGCAGGCAGAAAAAGACUGUGCUGUUAACAAUGAACCUAAUGAUUUGGGAAAUAAACAGUUGGAUCCAUGCCCUUUGGAUCCUCAUAUUUCUACUUAUUCUGCAGGUCUUUCAAAGUCAAUUGGAAAACCCAGAAUGCCCAGUACAUUAGAUGAUUUUGAUGUCAUCGGAACCAUUGGAUCAGGGUCAUAUGGAACAUGCAAGAAAAUCAGGAGGAAAAGAGAUGGAAAGAUCCUGGUAUGGAAAGAGAUGGAGUAUGGCACCAUGACAGAAUCCGAAAAACAGAUGUUGGUGUCCGAGGUCAACUUACUCCGUGAACUGAAACACCAACACAUAGUGCGCUACUACGACCGAAUCAUAGACCGCAGUAACACCACCAUUUACAUCAUCAUGGAGUACUGUGAUGGAGGAGAUUUAUCAGUCCUUAUUUCAAGUUGUAGAAGAGAUGGAACUUACCUGGAUGAAGGUUUUGUGUGGAAAAUGUUGAUACAAAUGACAUCAGCUCUGAAAGAGUGCCAUCGCAGAAAGAACGGUAAAGCUGUGUUACACAGAGACCUAAAACCAGCCAACAUAUUUCUGGACUCGGACAAUAAUGUGAAACUUGGUGACUUUGGACUGGCUCGUGUUCUUCAUCAUGAAACUAGCUUUGCAAAAACCUUUGUAGGAACCCCCUAUUACAUGUCACCUGAAUUGGUCAACAACAUGUCCUAUAAUGAGAAAUCUGACAUUUGGUCCAUGGGUUGUAUGCUGUACGAGAUGUGUGCCUUACAUCCCCCAUUUACAGCCAGUAACCAGCAGGACCUGAACAAGAAGAUCUGUGUGGGGGACUACAAGAGGAUACCAAGCCGAUACUCAGAGGAUCUCAACACUAUUAUCUCCAAACUUCUCUGUGUAGAGGUCAAUAAGAGACCCAGCAUUGAGGCUGUACUAGCAGAUCCGAUAGUACUACGAAGGAGUCGUAAACUGGACAGAGUUGAUCGACGGAGCUCGGCAGGAAGUGCUGGGGCAGACUCGCUAUAUACAUGGGAGGAAGAGCUGAAGAUUAAAGAGAAGAAACUGGAAAUGAAAGAAAAAGAAUUAAAAAGUCAAGAGCGAGAACUCGCCAUCAGGGAGAAAAUGAUUGAAGAUAAAUUGAAACGAAUUGAGUUACUAAGUAAAGAAUUCAGAAGAAAAAGUGACCUGUCUCGUGAAGUGUCCUCAUCGGGGGAUGGAGAUGACAUGGACUUGUUUGAUGGUUUGCAUCCAUGUUUGUCAAGAGGCAGGCGUGAUCCAGAUUCUCCCAAGAAAAAAGUCUCGUUUGACAUGUAUGGCAAGGAAAAUCUCCGUCGACACAACAGAUACAAAGAUUACACCGUCGACCAUCUCCUUACCAAAGAUUAUACCUCAAAGUAUUCCUCUGAUCUCAAAGACUAUGAUAAUUUGUAUGAAGUAGAACUUGCCAAGAGACGAGAACUAAAGGAUAGACUUUUUAGGGCCAAAUCCAAAGUUGAUGAUCUACAUGAUUUGAAAAUUGAUUCUCACAUACGAAAUCGAAAUUUAUUGUAUUUUAGGUAAUAUUCAAAUUUUUGCUAGCAAUUUUUACAGAAAUUUUUCCGUGCACUUUUUCCCUUUAUACUUCGUAGUAAUUUAUUGUUUAUGAGGAAGUGAUAGGUAUGACUAUCAAGCAGACUAGUUUUGAGUUUUUGGUAGUAAUUUGCUAAAAUUUUGAUAUUUUAAAAUUUUUUAUUUAUUGUACAUGUAUUCAUAAUUUGAACCAUUAAGUAAUUAGCAUGAGAUCAUGGAUCUCAUCAAAUGGAUUUCUCCAAAAAUGAAUUUCAAUUUGAUACUUUAUUUAUAGCAAUUCCGCCCAUUUCUUUGUGGCUCAUUUACCAUUUUGAAGAAUUACAUUCCUUCACAUUAUAAUAUCCAUUGUUUUUUCUUAUACAAAUACUUUUUUUUUAAAGUUUUUAAAAUAUUUUAGGGCAGAGCACUUUUAAAUAUUUAGGGCAGAGCACAGCCACAUUACAUCAGAUUUUUUUAAUCACAAAAAUUAAACUCCUAUCCCUUUUUGUGAUUAGAAAAAAAAGACAUUAAAUCCCUUUUGGUGAAGCAGGUAUUGUGCAAAUCUCAUGCACUUGUUUAAUGUGAUGACUUUAUAUGAAAAGUGAAAUUCAUAUGUAUUUUUUUUAUUCAUUUCUGAUGUUUAAACAGACAUCUACCAGGUACGGUUGACACAACAUAAUUUACCAGUAUUUUUAAUUGAAUGAAAUGUACUCUUAAACAAUUUACAUUAAAAAAAAAACAGUAGCUAUAAUUGAGCUCUGUGAUAUAAUUUUAUUUUUAUACUUUUUAAUUUGUUGUUUUGUUAUGUAUAAUAAAAUCAUAAGAAUUUUA
Molecule: messenger RNA, 2551 nt
Organism: Saccostrea echinata
Lineage: Eukaryota; Metazoa; Mollusca; Bivalvia; Ostreida; Ostreidae
Product: serine/threonine-protein kinase Nek2-like
Exons: 9
Coding region: 104-1732 (542 amino acids)
Biological process (GO): protein phosphorylation
Molecular function (GO): protein kinase activity; ATP binding
Source: RefSeq, a predicted model, not a curated record